Messenger RNA from Colletotrichum paranaense, 1740 nucleotides. RefSeq names its product adenosine deaminase. The record is from RefSeq and is a predicted model, not a curated record. The coding region runs from base 1 to 1740 and encodes 579 amino acids. Gene Ontology annotation, biological process: adenosine catabolic process; inosine biosynthetic process. Gene Ontology annotation, molecular function: adenosine deaminase activity. Lineage: Eukaryota; Fungi; Ascomycota; Sordariomycetes; Glomerellales; Glomerellaceae. The transcript has 4 exons.
AUGAAUCUCUCAAAGUUCUUCACGACUUUUCUCCUUUCUGCCCUGGCGGCGUCUCAUCCCCUUCUCGAGAGAGAUGAGCUCCAGGAAAGAGCUCAAUUCCAAGAGACAGGCUUCAUCAUAGACCAGCACAACCGGGCGAGGGAUCUCAUGAUUGCGUUAGAGAAGACAGAGCGACAAGAUAGGAUCGUUCAGAAUAUUCGACAGAAGGAGAUGAAGACAGUUUGGAAUCUGAACAAUGGAAGCUUUGCUGGCGAGAUGUUCGCCUUAGCCCGCCCAAAGAUCGCAAACACGACCUUGUGGAAAGUCGUCCAACGUAUGCCGAAAGGCGCUUUACUUCAUGCGCAUCUCUCAGCCAUGCUCCCUUACAACACUUUGCUUUCUUCCGUCAUCUCCGUGGAAGGGAUGCUAUUCAAGACCACAAAGACUAUUGGCACCGCGGAAGGGCGCAUUGCAUCUCAGCCUACGUUCUUACCGCCAAACUCUGCCACCGUCAGCCAGUGGGCCGACAUCGCCUCCGCAAACUACACAGGCCAGGUUGUGACUGUCACAACUGCCAUCGAGCAGUUUCCCGGGGGAGAGCCUGCGUUCCGCGAUUUCAUCAUGAGCAAGUUGGUGCUUGCUCCCGACGUGGCGAUACAGCACGAAUUAGGAGUCGAUGAAAUUUGGCGUCGCUUCCAGCCCUUGUUUGGCACAGCAGGGACUAUGCUGAUCUACGAGCCCGUUGUACGAAGUUUCUGGAGGAAUCUCUUUGACGAACUCGCGAGAGAUAGGAUCAGCUGGGUUGAGAUCCGUUCUGGAGGCGCGGCGGGCAAGCUGGUACUGACUGGGGCACCAGCAUCGGAUGACACUGACGGUAAGAAAUGGUGGGGUCUCAUGGAGGAAGAGCUUGCCUACUUCAAGGGUCAGCACAACGAUACCUUACAAACCGACGCUACUCUAGCUCCCUUUUACGGUGCUCGGGUUAUUUGGGCAGACCAGCGAUCUAAGCCGACGGAUCAGAUCCUAGCAAAGGCUAAUGAUUGUUGCGUAGGCAUGAAAAGUGCGUUGGAGCUGAAAAACCACUUUUCAGAGCUAUUCAGCGGAUACGAUUUAGUCUCCCAGGAAGACCUGGGCCGUACGCUGCUCGAUCUUGCGCCGGAGCUAUUGUGGUUUCAGCAGGAGGCGAAGGAGAAAAAUCUCACCAUGCCCUUCUUCCUCCACGCAGGGGAGACACUCGGCGAUGGUAAUUCGACCGAUCUCAAUCUGUUCGACGCUGUUCUUCUGGGGACACGAAGGAUCGGCCACGGAUUCUCGCUCUACAAGCAUCCCGAGUUGAUCCAUGCUGUGAAGAAGAAUAACAUCAUGGUUGAGGUGUGUCCCAUCUCCAAUGAGGUACUUCAGCUGGCUACGGAUAUUCUGCAUCAUCCCUUGCCAGCUAUGAUUGCGCACGGAGUCACGACGGCUAUCAGCAACGAUGAUCCUGCAAUGCUGGGACAGGACGCCGCCGGACUGAGCUACGACUUCUAUCAGGUCAUUCAAGGGUUUGAUAACGUUGGCCUCGCUGGACUGGGUGCCCUUGCGCAAAACAGCCUGCGCUGGUCCAAUUUUGAAGACCAAGAUGACAAGGAAUGGGCGUUGGAUAUCGACCUGGGUGAAAUAGGAAAGGGAACGAAGGGCCAGCGCAUUCAAGAGUGGAAUGUUCAAUUUGAUUCCUUUUGCCAGGAAAUUGUUAAGGAUUAUGGCGCGACAUAUGGAGGUUGA